This is a messenger RNA of Schistosoma haematobium, 1137 nucleotides long. RefSeq names its product Proteasome subunit alpha type-4. Gene Ontology annotation, biological process: ubiquitin-dependent protein catabolic process. Bases 346 to 1089 code for a protein of 247 amino acids. The record is from RefSeq and is a predicted model, not a curated record. The transcript has 6 exons. Lineage: Eukaryota; Metazoa; Platyhelminthes; Trematoda; Strigeidida; Schistosomatidae. Gene Ontology annotation, cellular component: proteasome core complex, alpha-subunit complex; cytosol; proteasome core complex.
GGUGUGUGACAUUUCCGCAUGACCAAGAAAGUUCGGUGACUGUUGUAAGGUCACUAGACGAUCGCUAUGCAAUCGAAACAUCUAGGGUGAUUACGUAGGAGUUAACCUUAACUCCUGGACGUUCGCAGAGAGACAUCGAAAUUGUUUGGAAGGAGAAGGUUAGUAAAAAAGAACGGCAAGUAUAUAGGUCGUGAAAAUAAAGAUAAUAGUGCAAUAACUACUUAUGCCACUCCUUCAUACAAUGUUAUACGUUUCGAACCCAAAAUACAAUCCCGAACGGUUAUUUUUCACUAACAACAAGAUACACUUUGUAAUCUCCGCUUAUUACAAAAUAUAUCCUGAGUGAUGGCUCGUAGGUAUGACACAAGGACGACGAUUUUCUCUCCUGAAGGACGUUUGUACCAAGUGGAGUAUGCAAUGGAAGCGGUGGGACAUGCAGGCACAUGUUUAGGGGUCGUAGCAAAAGAUGGAAUAGUCCUGGCCGCCGAAAAACGCUUCAUAAAUAACCUUUUGGACGAAACGGUUUUUUCCGAGAAGAUCUAUAAGAUCAAUGACGACAUAGCCUGCGCCGUUGCUGGCAUAACGGCUGAUGCUACGGUUCUCAUAAAUGAGAUGCGACUUAUUGCUCAACGAUAUCUCUUGUCUUAUCAAGAGCCUAUGCCAGUAGAACAACUUGUGUGCCACAUAUGCGAUCUUCAACAUGGUUAUACUAUGUAUGGUGGUAGAAGACCCUUUGGUGUUUCCAUGUUGUUCAUUGGAUGGGAUAAGCGUUAUGGUUACCAACUAUACCAGACGGAUCCAUCGGGGAAUUUUCUGGGAUGGAAUGCUACAUGUAUUGGGUCAAAUUCAACUGCAGCCGGCUCCAUAUUGGAACAGGAUUACAAUACAGAUGCAACAGUCGAAGAAGCCACAAAGUUGUGUGUAAAAGUCCUGUAUAAAACAAUGACAAUGUCUAAACUGACUUCGGAAAAGGUUGAAAUCGGAGUUCUACAAAGACGUAAUGACAAAACCUACGUUCGUCUUAUCAAUCAAAGUGAGGUCGAUACUCUGAUAAAAACAGUUGAAGGAGAAGAAACUCAGAAGAAGUAAUACUUGUGUACAGUCAUUUCUACGCUUUAUAAAACUUUUUGAGAGCAA